Molecule: messenger RNA, 1050 nt
Organism: Raphanus sativus (radish)
Lineage: Eukaryota; Viridiplantae; Streptophyta; Magnoliopsida; Brassicales; Brassicaceae
Product: putative F-box/kelch-repeat protein At3g17570
Exons: 2
Coding region: 1-1050 (349 amino acids)
Molecular function (GO): protein binding
Source: RefSeq, a predicted model, not a curated record
AUGGUGACUCCCAAUCUUCCAUGGGAACUGGAAUCAGAAAUGCUUUCUAGGGUUCCACCCACAUCUGCUAAACAGCUCCGAUUAACUUGUAAACGAUGGUACGCUUUAUUCAAAGAUCCUAUAUUUAUCAAGAACCACUUGGGCAAAGCAGGAACACAGAUGAUCUUAAAGAAUGAUGACUUAGUUUAUUCAUUCAGCUUCGGUUUCCACGGAUAUGAUCAAGUCAUUAAGUUUACAGGUAAACUUAAGAGGCUAAAUAAUUCAGAAGAUGUCAAGAUAUCUACAAUCUCUCACUGUAAAGGUUUAUUAUUAUGCACGACCGAAGACGAUAGACUCGUGGUUGGGAACCCUUGUACUGGUCAAACCAGGUGGAUCCAGUUGAAACCAUCUAGUAUCAGUUACGCAAAGUCCUUUCGGUAUCAUUUAGGAUACGAAAACAACAACAAAUCGUGGGAGAGUUACAAAGUCUUGAGCUGUAGCCAUUAUCAUCACAAGACUCCAGGUGGCUGUGUUAGACAAGGUGCCUUUGAAAUAUACGAGUUCAACUCUGAUUCAUGGAGGGUUACUGAUGCUAUUAGUGGUGACUGGUCUUUUCUCUGGGGCGUUGCCAAGUCUUUAAAGGGAGAUAGUUACUGGUUAGAUACAGGGUAUGAAGACCCUAUGAAUAAUUGUAUACAAAGAUUUGAUUUCACAGCGGAGAAAUUGGAACGUCUCUCUCUUCCAUGUCAGGGUGACGAGCAUAGUGAAGUUUUAUCUUCUGUAAGAGAAGAGAAACUUGCGUUGUUGUGCCAGUACUACUCACGUAAUACAGGUUCAUUUAUGAAGAUAUGGUUGACCAAUACUAAUACUGAUGAGGCCAAAGAUUUUUCGUGGAGCGAAUUCUUAGUAGUCGAUUUUGGUAUGGUAGAUAGGCCGGUGGUGAGGAGUUUAUUGGUGGACGAGGAGAAUAAAAAAGUUAUGUGUUGUGAUACAUACUAUCUCAAUUACGAUGAACCGAGGACCAGAAUUUACAUUGCUGGAGAGGAUAUAUAUACACAAAAAUGUCUUUAG